Colletotrichum phormii is the source of this 399-nucleotide messenger RNA. Its product is annotated as CVNH domain-containing protein. The coding region runs from base 1 to 399 and encodes 132 amino acids. The transcript has 3 exons. Lineage: Eukaryota; Fungi; Ascomycota; Sordariomycetes; Glomerellales; Glomerellaceae. The record is from RefSeq and is a predicted model, not a curated record.
AUGAAGACCUUCUCCAUCGCCGUUGCCAUGCUAGCGUCCCUAGUCGCUGCAGGGGACUUUAGCAAGAGUUGCACGGACGAACACAUCGACCCCGCAACCCAGGUUCUGACGGCAAACUGCAACGCCGGUGACGGCAAGGGCACGGUUAAGUCGACUUCCCUCGACCUCAACGCCUGCUUCACAUACACGGGCACCAAGAUUCAGUACAGCGGCAAGGGCAACUUUGGUGAUGCCUGCAACGACUGCUAUGUCUACCGCAUCGAGGACCCGGUCUACGGGCCGAUCUUCGGCACCACCCGAGUCUGGUUGAGCUGCUCUUGCAACGGCUCCGAGAGCCAAAUCGAGCUUGACACUACGCCCGUGUCCAACAAGUACGGAACUCUCAGCUGCACUUCAUGA